AUGGGAGGCUACUCUGUUGUGUUUUCUCUAUCAACAAACAAUUACAAAGCAUGAGGCUGAUGAACGUUUAAGUUUCAUAGCUUUGCUAGAAGAAUCAACAGACAGUAAGCCGUUAAAUAGUGGUUCCAUCUAUUAAAUAAACAGAUCUAGAUCUAUCUAGGUCCCUGACAACCUGUCCUGCCUGAGAUUGUAGAUUCUUGUAGGUUCUGCUGCCACUGCUUGUAUGGACAUGUUAUCCAGCCAGACAGCUGAUGGAUGUGGAGAAACUAUUCCAGACACAUCAGUUACUGGUUGCCAUGGUGCUGACAUGGAACAAUCUAGAAGCACUAAGCCAGUCACCAGGUGUGAGAUGUGUCAGGUGGUUGCAGCCAAGUACACCUGCCCUGGCUGUGAGCUGAGGACCUGCUCGCUGUCCUGUGUCAAACAGCACAAGACACAGCUGGGCUGUUCAGGGGAGAGAAACAAGGCAGCCUUUGUUGACAUGUCCCAGUACUCCGAUGGUCACAUGUUAAAUGAUUACAGAUUCCUUGAGGACGCCAGCCGUAAGUUGUACAGCAACAAAAUGCCAGCUGAACAUCGCUACAAACAUUAUGGAUCUCCGUACCCAAACAAAAGAUGUAAACUGCUGAUGACAGCUGCAUACAAACGAGGGGUCAAAGUUCAUAUGGUGGCACCCAUGUUGUCCAAACACAAGACCAACACCAGCUUCUACACAAUCAAAACAGACAAAAUUGUGUGGCAUAUAGAAUGGAACUUUGUAGCAUCAAAAACUUUGGUCAAGGAUGAAAAAGUGCCAGAGGAUACCCCACUGAUGGACGCGGCCAAAAAGUUUGUCAACUUUGUGGAGCAUCCAGAGCUGAGGAAACCUCUGGAGGAAUACAAGAAGGAAAAUCUAGAACGUUCCAGGUUUUUGCUGAGGGUGGAUGGUCUACCUGCCAAUAGAACCAGGUACUUUGAGCUGAAGCCUGACCUGUCAAUCGCAGGGAACCUGAAAGGUCAUUGCUUGACCGAGUUCCCCAGUAUUGCUGUCCUACCCCCAUCUACAGGCGAAUGUGCUGAGUUCCUGCUUUUCUCUAAAGAUGACCUGGCCUAUAUGGAGUCGUCCAACCGUGUCCACAUGAUGAAAAACUUGCCAGGCCUCAACUACCAGGCAGAGCUAGAGCAGGAGCUCAUCAACCCACACUCAGAUAUUUUCUCCACACACACGACCCCCCACACAUGACCCCCCACACAUGAGGGGGUCAGCAGGCAGAGCUAGAGCAGGAGCUCAUCAACCCACACUCAGAUAUUUUCUCCACACACACGACCCCCCACACAUGAGGGGGUCAGGGUCAAAUAAACAUUCACUUCUUUCUUGA
This is a messenger RNA of Physella acuta, 1358 nucleotides long. Its product is annotated as box C/D snoRNA protein 1-like. Gene Ontology annotation, cellular component: pre-snoRNP complex; nucleus. The record is from RefSeq and is a predicted model, not a curated record. NCBI's taxonomy places the organism in Eukaryota, Metazoa, Mollusca, Gastropoda, Physidae. Gene Ontology annotation, biological process: box C/D snoRNP assembly; snoRNA localization; maturation of LSU-rRNA from tricistronic rRNA transcript (SSU-rRNA, 5.8S rRNA, LSU-rRNA).